This is a messenger RNA of Dentiscutata erythropus, 933 nucleotides long. The record is from the annotation of a GenBank genome assembly. Lineage: Eukaryota; Fungi; Glomeromycota; Glomeromycetes; Diversisporales; Gigasporaceae.
AUGGCAGUUCAUCCAUUUUCACAUACCGCUGCACUCAUUUUUCAUCGGUCAAAGAAGUUUGUUUUAAGAUUAAAUAGAAAGUAUAAUUCUGGCAAUAGUAGUAGUAAUAAUAGUUGUGGUAAAGUUAACAAACGUAAUCAACAAGAUAAUGAUCCCGAUUACCUUUAUAAACGGGGCGAGGUAUGUCUUUUUGGACGAGCUGGAGAACCAAAAGAUGAAAAGAAAGCAUUUGAUUAUUUUCAACGUGCUUCUAAAUUAAAUCAUACGGAAGCCCUGGGAGUUUUGGGCUUUUGUUAUGAAUUUGGAUUAGGUGUUGAAAAAGAUUUUAAACAUGCAGAGUUACAUUAUAUCCCAGCUGCAGAGUCUGGGAAUGGAUUGGCUCAAGCCAGACUUGCAUUUUUGAGAAAAUAUGGCCGGCCUUGUGUCCGCAUUGAUCGAGCUGAGGCCGAAAUGUGGCAACAAAAAGUUAAAGAACAAGGUGAAACAGCUAUUGCUUGGUUAUUUCAUGCGGCUUGUAAUGAAAAUCAUGCUGCUGCACAAUAUUCGUUGGGUGUAGAAAAGAACGAAUAUAUGGCAGUUAGUUGGUACCGUGAAGCUGCAGCACAAGACCAUGCUCGUGCACAAGACAAAUUGGGUGUAUGCCUUCAACUAGGUAUUGGAUGUGAGAAGGAUGAAGUAACUGCGUUACACUAUUUCCGCUUAGCCGCUGAACAGGAUCACCUGACUGCUAUGUACAACUUGGCUAAUGCGUUGGAGAAAGGAAUUGGUUGUGAGGUUGAUCUUGAAGGUGCUACGCAUUGGCUGGAAAGAGCAGCCAGCUCUGGUUGUAGAAGGAGCUGCGAACGACUAAAAAUAUUAUUAGUGAAAGAAUGUUUGGGACAAGAGACAAGUGGAAAUGUUUAUUUGACUGGAUAUUGCGCAGCAGCAGCAUGA